CUGGAGCGGUCCCUCUCGCCCCCCCCCCCCCGCCUUCCCUCCGCAGACGGAUGCAAUCGGCGCCGUGGGGGGGUAUAAAAAGCCAGUGGGUCCAGCGGUUGGGUGGCAGAUGCUCUCCGGGAGAAGGGGACGGAGGACGCACGGCAGCCGUCGGGCUCCCACCCCACCCGCAGUUCCUGCACGGUUCCCAGACCCAAAGCCCCUCGCGCCCCCCCGGGAGCCCAGCGGCGAUGCCGAGCGCGCUGUGGGGCAGCCUGCCCGUGCUGCUGGGGCUGCUGCUCUGGCACCCCACUGGUGCCACUGGUCCGUGCUGGGAGAGCAGCAGGUGCCAGGACCUCACCAGUGACAGCGGCGUUCUGGCGUGCGUGGCAGCGUGCCGAGCCGACCUGUCGGCCGAGGCUCCUGUCUACCCGGGCAACGGGCACCUCCAGCCCCUCUCCGAGAGCAUCCGCAAGUACGUCAUGAGCCAUUUUCGCUGGAACAAGUUCGGCCGGAGGAACAGCAGCAGCGGCGGGGGCCACAAACGGGAUGAGGCGGUGGCGGGGAACCCAGCCCCGGCAUUGCUCCCCGCCACCCCACCGCCCCGCCGCGAGGAGGAGGAGGAGGGAACAGGGCUGGAGCGGGAGGAAGGCAAACGCUCGUACUCCAUGGAGCACUUUCGCUGGGGCAAGCCGGUGGGACGCAAGAGGAGACCCAUCAAGGUCUAUCCCAAUGGGGUGGAGGAGGAGUCGGCUGAGAGCUACCCCAUGGAGUUCCGGAGGGAGCUGGUGCUCGGCGGCACCGGGGCACUGCCCGGCGAGGAGGAGGAGGAGGAGGAGGAGGAAAGCCAGGAGGAAGAGGAGGAGAAGAAGGCCGGCGGGUCCUACCGCAUGCGCCAUUUCCGUUGGCACGCACCCUUGAAGGACAAGCGCUACGGGGGCUUCAUGACCUCGGAGCACGGCCAGACCCCGCUAGUGACUCUCUUCAAAAACGCCAUCGUCAAAAGCGCCUACAAGAAGGGGCAGUGAUGGGGGGGAGAGCCCAAGAGGCGUCCUGCCCUCCCCCUUCGCUUUAGCGUCCCGCUGGCAUGUGUUUCACUUAGACAUCACUCCUUAUGUCCUUCUUAAUUGUUACUCCAAGGGGGGGUGCUCCCGGGUGUCACCGGGUGGGAACAGGAUUGGGAUAAAGACGUGGCUGGACACGCACGGGGAUGGGGGGGAUGAUGCCCAGCUGGGAGCACGCUGGAUGAUUUUCAUAUAUUUUCACUGAGCUGUACAAUACUGUAAAUGAUGGGUUAAAAGAAUUCUAAAACAAUUCUAAAAAAAUUAAAAAACAAUAAUAAAGUUUUUUGCAAGCUAA
Columba livia (rock pigeon) is the source of this 1338-nucleotide messenger RNA. RefSeq names its product proopiomelanocortin (gene POMC). Gene Ontology annotation, molecular function: G protein-coupled receptor binding; hormone activity. Lineage: Eukaryota; Metazoa; Chordata; Aves; Columbiformes; Columbidae. Bases 51 to 1007 code for a protein of 318 amino acids. The transcript has 3 exons. Gene Ontology annotation, biological process: regulation of corticosterone secretion. The record is from RefSeq and is a predicted model, not a curated record. Gene Ontology annotation, cellular component: secretory granule; extracellular region.